AUGCUUUCAAAGAAAGUAUCGUGUUCUGGUGGCGCCACAAUUGGUGCGUCACCGAGCACAGCCCAAUACCGUGGGAACCAAGUCGUGCCCGACCACAUCGACACUGCCAUGACUGCCUUGGCAUUGGCGGAUAAAAUUAUUUACAGGCCCGGUCAACGUUCCUUAGCUCUAGCCACUCAUCCGCUGGAAUUUACGCACCUCCGUUACCUGAACGACACCAGCCACAAAAAUAGGGCCCGCUCAGGCAUCCUCAUCCUCAGACCACAUGUCCUCUUCAGGCAAAGAGGUGCGUCCACUGUAUCUGGUCAUAGGCGUGACGGACAGUCGCCUAAUACGUUGAAAAGGUCCGGGUAA
Molecule: messenger RNA, 354 nt
Organism: Sphaeroforma arctica JP610
Lineage: Eukaryota; Ichthyosporea; Ichthyophonida
Exons: 2
Coding region: 1-354 (117 amino acids)
Source: RefSeq, a predicted model, not a curated record